This is a messenger RNA of Python bivittatus (Burmese python), 819 nucleotides long. NCBI's taxonomy places the organism in Eukaryota, Metazoa, Chordata, Lepidosauria, Squamata, Pythonidae. The record is from RefSeq and is a predicted model, not a curated record.
UCUUACUUGUCUUUCCAAGAGCCUUUGGGCAUUUCCUUGGUAGUGAUCGCAGUCUCCUUUUCUGUCAUUUUGGCUUUGGUGCUGGGGAUCUUCAUUAAACAGCAGGACACUCCCAUCGUCAAAGCCAACAACAGGAACCUCACCUACAUUCUUCUCAUUGCUCUCCUCCUCUCCUUCCUUUGUACUUUUCUCUUCAUUGGACAACCUGACCAAGGGAAAUGUCUCAUACGACAAACUGCUUUUAGCAUCAUCUUCUCAGUCGCCCUUUCCAGUAUUCUUGGUAAAACAAUCAUAGUUGUUCUAGCUUUCAUGGCCACCAAGCCAGGCUCCAAAAUGAAAAAAUGGUUAGGGAAAAGUCUGGGGAACUUUAUUGUCCUUUCUUUCUCCCUGGUGCAAACAACAAUCUGUCUUGUGUGGCUGGCACUUUCUCCCCCAUUCCCAGAUUCUGACAUGCAUUCAGUGGCUGAAGAAAUUGUCCUAGAAUGUAAUGAAGGUUCAGCCAUGAUGUUUUAUUUUGUCUUUGGCUUUAUGGGGUUCUUGACUGCUAUCAGCUUCACUGUGGCCUUCCUAGCUAGGAAUUUACCUGACAGCUUCAAUGAAGCCAAAUUUAUCACCUUCAGUAUGUUGGUCUUCUGUAGUGUCUGGAUAUCAUUUGUUCCCACCUAUCUAAGUACGAAGGGGAAAUACAUGGUGGCAGUGGAGAUCUUCUCCAUUUUGGCUUCAGCAGCUGGAUUGCUGGGCUGCAUCUUUUCUCCCAAAUGCUAUAUCAUUAUUCUGAGACCUGAUUUAAAUAAGAAGGAGCAACUAAUAAAGAAAUGA